AUGAAUAUAUUGCAGAAGGAUAAGAAAAACGAAAAACAAAGUAGAGAACAUUACUUAGGAAAAGAGAGAAGAAAGGAUAUUUUUUUGCUUUAUAAUAAUAGAAAUAAAGAAUAUGAGAGGAGAAUUUUAAAGAAUAAUAGUACUAGGAAAUAUAAGAAUGCCAAAUUUAUAAAUACAACAAAUUUGAAUUAUCACAAAUAUUAUUAUACAUAUUCUAUAAAUAAUAUGAGUGAAAAAAAAAAAAAAAAUUGUAGGAUGAAGAAAAAUGAUAAAGAAAAAGAGAAUAUAAUAUUAAAUAAGAAAAGAAAUAUGCAUGAAAAAUAUAAGUUGAAUGUGAAAAAAAAUAACAAAAAUAAAAAAUAUAACAUAAAAGAUAGGAAUAUGAAAGAAAUGUAUUUAACAUAUGAUGCAUCACAUUCAGAUAUAUCUGAUGGUGUAUCAUUAUAUAAUGAAAGUAAUGAUAAUAAAUUUUUUAAAAUGAAUAUGGAUACAUCUAUGGAUAAAAAUGAUUUAAUAAUUGACGAUGUAACAAAAAAUGUUUUAUUAAAUAAUAAUAAUGAUGACAAUAAUAAUAAGAAUAGUUUAUUUUUAUCAAAUUGUGAACAUGAAAAAGAUAUAAUGGAAUAUACUACAAGUGGCCAAUAUUAUGAUGAAACAAAUAAUAUAAAUAAUAAAAAUACAAAUAUCAUUAACAAUAUUGAUAAUAAAAACAAAUAUGACAAUUCUAGUAGUAAUAAUUUGGAUUAUUGUAUAAAUAAAUAUGAUAUUAUUAUUGAAGAUCCAGACAUGAAUUGUGAAAUGGAGACAAUGAUAGAAAAAGAUAAUAUAUUAACAAAUCAUACAGAUGAAAAUUAUAUAGACCUAAAUAAAAGUUUUAAUAAAAACAUUAGAUCCGAUAUUAAUGAAAUAAAUAAUUUAAGUACUAUAAAUCGAGUUGAAUAUUUAACUUAUAUACAAUCAACUAGUAGUGAAAAAGAUAAUAUAAAUAAUGAUACAUUAUAUGCAGAUAAUAAAGAAAUGUUAUAUAUACCCAAAAAUAAUAUAAAUGUGAAUAACAUGAUAAAUAAUUAUCAUACAUAUAUAGAUAAUCCAAAAAAUAAUUAUUUAAAUUUAAUUGAAAAUAAUACAAUGAGUGAACACCAAUUAUUGUAUGAUGAUGAUAUUGUAAAUGAAGACAGAAUAGAAGGAAGUUACACAAAUGAAAUAAGCAGCACAAAUAAUCUACCGGGUGAUAAUCAAAGUAAUAAUAAUAAUAAAAGUAAUAAUAAUGAUAAUAAUAAUAAUAAUAAUAAUAAUAAUAAUAAUAAUAAUAAUAAUUUUUAUUAUUAUAAUAAUAAUAGUGAAUGCUCAUCAUUAUUAAAUGAUAACAAGGAUACAUUUUUUCAUUCCAAUUAUACAAUAAAUAAUAUAACAAAUGAAGUACAAGAUAAAAGUAUUUAUAAUAAUAGUAAUAAUAUGUAUGAAAAUGGAUUAAGGAAUAAUCUAUCAAAUGAUAUAAAUCUUACUUAUACAAUUAAUAGUAAUUCUUCAAAUGAUGAGAAUAUAUGUGAUGUAAAUAAUAAGUUAUAUGACUCUAAUUAUUUAACACUAAAUGUAAACCCUUUGAAUUAUAUGGAAAAUAAUUUAUGUGAUAAUAAAAUGUACGAACUAACCGAUUAUUAUAAUAAUUCAUUUGUAAUUAAUGAGAAAAAUAAAAAUAACAUGAAUUUGUAUCAUCAUUCUUCAAUGAAUGUAAAUAAUUUAAAUAUCACUGAAGAUUUUAAAAGGGAUGGAGAUUACAAUGGUAGUACGACAAUAUAUAACACUAUAGAGAAUAAUAACAACAACAACAAUAAUAAUAAUAAUAAUAAUAAUAAUAAUAAUAGUAAUGUUGAUGAUGGUAAUAAUUGUCAUCUGGGCCAUAAUAUUCAUAAUAUAAAUAAUGUUUAUAACAUUAAUAAUAUUCAUAAUAAUAAUAUGAAUAGUAUUAAUAAUAAUGAUAGGCGCAGUAAUAGUAUAGCUAGCGAUGAACCAAAAACUAAUAUAACCAAUCAAAAAAUUGGAAAAAAUAAUAUUGACAAGGUAAAAAUUAUUUCAAAUAACAACAGCUGUACAAAUUAUGUUAAUGAUGUUAAUACAGAUUGUCCAAAUAAUAAUAGUAAUCAUGAUAAAAAGAUUCCUUUUAAAAAUGAUGAUUAUGAUACUGAAAUGGAAGAAAUGCAAGUAAAAAAAAGAGAAUUUAAAAAUAUGAUUUUAAAUAAUAAAUCUGAAUUUACUACAAUAAAUGAAAACGAUGAAUUAUAUAAAACAGUUUUAUAUUUUGAAAAAAAAAAUAAGAAAAUUCUAAAAAUGAGAAGAUCAUUAAAAAGAAAAAGAAAAUCCCCAAAAAAUGAACAUUUGGAAAAUGACUCUUAUGCUAUGCAAGAUGAUAAUAAUAUAAAUGAAGGUCAGAAGAAUGAAAACCAUUCUAAUGAUAUAUUAAAUAAUCAGGUUGUAAAUAACUCAAAUGAUAUUAACGAUAAAAAUAUGAUACAUUUGAAAGUGGAGCAACAAGAAGAUGCUGAUAGUAAUAAUAAUAAUAAUAAUAAUAAUAAUAAUUUAAAUGUUCAUAAUAAAUAUACUGAUAAUGAUAAUAAUCUAUUAUUAGUAUUAUUAAAUCAGAAAGAUAAUAGUAAUGGUAACAACAUGGAGAAUAAUCGUAAUAUUGAAAAUAAUGCAAUGUUAAUAAUUCCAAAGAAAAAAAAUAACUCAACAAAUGUUAAGGGUGUGAAAAGAAAUACAAAGACAAGAAAUCAACAAAGUGAUACAAAUGACAUGUGUGUUAAUAAUGAUGAAAUCUGUGGUGAUAAUGGGAAAACCCAGAAAGGUGUAAACCGAAAGGUUGGCCCAGGAAGGAAAAAAAAUGUAAAUUUUAAGAUGGAAGAAAAUGCUGAUACUAAUGUUAAUUAUGAAAAAAUAAAUAUAAAUAAUAAUAAUAAUAGUAACGAUAAUAAUAACAAUAGUAUUGAUAAUAAUAACAAUAGUAUUGAUAAUAAUAACAAUAGUAUUGAUAAUAAUAACAAUAGUAUUGAUAAUAAUAACAAUAGUAUUAAUAAUAAUAACAAUAGUAUUGAUAAUAAUAAUAUUAUUAUUAGUAGUAAUAAUAAUAAUAUUAGUAAUACCAUGAAUGGGAGAAAAAAAAUUAAAAAGUUAAAAAGUGUACAAACGUUAAACAAUAAAUGUAAUAAUAACCUGGAUUUAUCAUGUAUAAAUAAAAUAAAUAAUAACAAUCAAAUGGAUUAUACCGUAACAGAUUAUAGUAGUGGGAACAGUGCAAUAUUAAUUGAUAAACAAAAUUGUGAAACGGAUUAUUUAGAAAAUGUUCAAUAUAAUCAUACUCCUAAUAUAUCAUUAAAUGGAUUAACAUAUAAUGGAGUUAUGGUAAAAUGUGAAUUAUCUGAUGGUAAAAUGGAUAAUAAUAAUAAUAAUAUAAUUACUGCUAAUUGUAAUAUAAAAGAGGAGCCUGUUGAAAAUAUGACCUGCGUAUAUGAAAACAAAAAAAAUAAUAAUAAUAAUAGUAAUAAUAGUAAUAAUAUUAAUAAUAUUAAUAUUUGUAAUAGUAGUAACAGUAACAAUUAUAGUAACAACAAUAGUAACCAUUUUACUUUUAUGUCGAACCAUAAUAUUGAACACAAUGAGUGCGUGGGAAAAAACAAUAAUCAAACAAUCGAUCAUAGCGAAGAACCAAAUAACGUUAAGGGAAAAGGAAAAGGUAUUAGAAGAAACUUAAGAGGUAGAAAAGGAAAAAAUAAAAAAGAUGAUGACUAUUUUUAUGAAGAAGAGAUACAUGAUGAAAAUGUAGCAAAGAAGAGAAAUAAAAGUAAAAAUAAAAAUACUUUAAAAAGAAAUAAAAAAUGUGAUGACAAUAAUAUUAAUUCUCAUAUGGGAAUAAUGAUUACACAAAAUGUUCAAGAAAAUAAUACUGGGAAUAUAACUUUUAAUGAUAAUAUAAAUAAAUCAAAUACAAAUUAUAGAUUUUCGAAUAAUAUACAAGUGAAAAAUGAAAAUAUAAAUAAUAACAUAUUAUAUAAUGAUAUAUCAACAAUAUGUAAUAAUAAUAAUAAUAAUAAUAUAAAUAUGAAUGUAAUAAAUGGUAAUUCAGAAAAUUGUAUUACCAAUGAAAAUCAUGAUAAUCAUAAUACAAAUAAAAGCAUAUCAAAUGAUAAAGAUUAUUUAUCAAAUAUUAAAUGUGAUAUAUCAUUAAAUACUAAAACUGAACAAAAUGAUGAAGUAAAAUCAAAAAGGAAAACAAAGAAAAAUCCGACGAAGACUAAUAGUAGUAAAGUUCCUAAGAGUAAAACUGAAAAUAAUGGAGAAAAAAAAGUUAGAAUAAAAAUUUGUUUAGAAGAUUUUUUUAAUAAAAAUAAGGAGAUAUAUAAUGCGAUUGAUAUUUUUUCAAGUGUUAAUGAUAUUAAUUUGCCAUCUAUAGAAGAUGAAAAUUCAAUUGAUUUAUUAUUGGGAAAUUCGAAGGAAAAUGAAACAAAAAGUAAUAAUAUACAAAAUUUAAAUGAUGAAAAAAAUGAAGUACACAAUUUAAAUGAUGAAAAAAAUGAUGUACACAAUUUAAAUGAUGAAAAAAAUGAUGUACACAAUUUAAAUGAUGAAAAAAAUGUACAAAAUUUAAAUGGUGAAAAAAAUGAAGUACAAAAUUUAAAUGAAACAAAAUAUAGUAACGAAAAUGUUAUUGAAAAAUUAUCUGAUAAUACAAAAAUUAUAAAGAAAAAUAAUACAAUAUGUUCUAAUUGUCUUUAUGCUUAUAAAAUUCAAAUAUGUAAGAGGGUUGAAAUGUUUAAUUUUUUUGGAGGAAAAAAUGAUGGAUUAGAUAAGGAUGCUUUAAAAGAAGGUAAAAGUAAUAAUACUACGAAUAAUAAUUUAGAUAAUAAUAAUAAUAUGGAACGAUCAAAUUAUCAGAAUAAUAAUUAUUGUUAUAUGAAUAUUUGUGAACAGAUGACAAAUAAUAAUUAUAUUGAUAUAAAAUUAUAUAAAGAUUUAGUAAAAGAAAAUAAAUCGUUAGAAAAUUAUUUUAAAAUAACGUUUUAUUGUUUAUGUGGUUAUUUACAAUAUAUUAAAGAUGAUUCAGAUUGGAAACAAAUUAUAAAUUGUUAUUAUGAUGAAAAAGAUGAAUUAAAACCAAAGGCACCUCAUAUAUUUUGUAUAAAAUGUAAAGAAGUAUUAGUUACGAAUAGAUUUCUUGAUAAAUAUAAAACAAAAAUUAUUAUGAUUUGUGAAUGUGGUAGUCGAAAUUAUGAUCGAAUUAAUUCUUAUUGGAUAAGAAGAGGAAAUAUUAAACAACGAAAAGCACCACAAAUAUUAUGUGAAUUAUGUAAUUCAAAGAUGUGGGUACAUACAUGGUUAGAUGAUAUAGGAUCUAAAGUGAAAUUAUUAUGUAAAUGUGGUUUUAAAAACUUUUUAAAAAAAAAUAAUAAUUGGGUCAGAAGCCCAAGGUGGAAAAAACCUGUGCCAUUAAUAAUUUGUAAUUCUUGUCAACAGAAAAUGUAUAUGAGUCAAUGGUUAAAUAAUGAUGGAACAAAAGUAAAAAUGAAAUGUGAAUGUGGAUGGAAAACUUUAAUUAAAGAAGGAAAUACAUGGGUUAGAAGUGAAUGGUCAAAAAAAUUAUUAUGUUUAAGAUUAGUAAAAAAUCCAGAAUUAUUACAAAAGAAAUAUAAUAUUCAUUCAAGAAGGAAAGGUAAAGCAAAUUCAAAUGAAUUAUGUGAUGAUGAUGAUGAAGAAGAAAGGGAUGGAGAACAAGUAGAUGAUCAAGAUCAACAUCUACAACAAAUUGAAACAAAUGAUAUUUAUAAGGACAAUAUGAUUAAAAAUAUUCAACAACAGAAUAAUGAGUCUUAUUCGUUUAUUAAUAGUUCCAUAAAUCAUAAUGAAAAGUUUAAUGACGAAUUAAAUAAUAAUAAUAAUAAUAAUAAUGAUAAUAAUAAUGAUAAUUAUAUUAAACACUCAUUAAUAUUAAAUAACGUUGAAGACAAUGUAGUAAAACCAGCUAAAAAGAGUACUAAUAAAACAAGAAAGAAUAAUAAAUCCUUAAAAAAUAAAGAACAAGAUGAAAAAGUGAAUGAUAUGAAAAAUAAUAAUAUAUCUUCAAUAGAUAUAAAGGAACAAAUGACAGAUCCUGUCAUGACUAAAAUUGAUGACAAGAAAAAUAAAAGGAAGAAAAGAACGACUAAAAUGAACAAUACAGCAAUUAAUACGAAUGAAAAUAAUAAUAAUAAUAAUAAUAAUAAUAUUAUGAGUAGUAUAGAUAAUGUGAAUAAUACAAAUAAUAUAAAUAAUGUAUAUCUAAAUUAUGAAAAUAAUCAAAAUAAUGAGGCAGAUUCCAAUAAAGCAUAUUUAAUUCCUAAUAAUGUAACGCAAUCAAAUGACCUAAUUUUGAAUCAAUAUAAUAUGAUAAAUAAUUUGAAAGAAAAUAAUAAGAUAAUUGAAACGAAUGUCCCUGAAACGGUUCCAAUUGUAAAAGAUAAAAGGAGAAAACAAAAUAAGAAAGUACAGAAGGUAAUAAAUGAUAAUAAUAAUAAUAAUAAUAAUAAUAGUAAUAAUAAUAAUAAUAAUAAUAAUAAUAAUAAUGUGGUGGGAGGUAAAAACAAUAAUGAUGACAUUGUACCAUGCAGUAAUACCAAACCCAUUAAUAAGAAAUGCAGAAAAGUUACGUUUAACAAAAAGAAUGAAAAAAAGAAAAAGAAUGAAAAAAUAAACGAAGAAAUUAAAAAUUCAGAAAUUGUUGGAACAUUAAUAACUGAUAGUAAUAUAACAGAUAGCCAAUUAUAUAAAUCGGGUCAAUCUGAAGAGAAAAAUAUGUUAAAUGGAAAUGGCAUAUUAUUAUUAGAAGAUAAUAUAAAUAAUAACGUUAAUGAAAGUCCUGAAAAGGUAACAAAUAUAUCAAUCAAUAUGAAUCCUUCAUAUGAUUUUUAUAACAAUGAAGAUGGUUCUACCGUAAUUCCUGAACACAAUGAAACUAAUAAUGAAAAUUAUAAUAAAAUAUAUUAUCAAAAUUCAUAUUACAUUGUUUCAAAUUAUUAUGAUUGUUAUGGAAAAGAUUACUAUAACCAUGGAGAUAUUUCCACUUAUAAUGAAAAUGAUCUUAUUAAUAAUAAUGAUAAUAUAGAAUGUACAAUAAUUACUACGACUAAUAAUAAUACUACUACUGAUAAUAAUAAUAAUAAUAUAAAUAUUGAUGAUAACAUUAAAAAUAUCGAUACUAUUGUUAACAAUAGUGAUAAUAUUAUUAAUAAUAAUAAUGAUAUUAAUAAUAUUAAUAGUAUUAAUAGUAUUAAUAGUAUUAAUAAUAAUAAUAAUGAUGAUGCUAAUAUUAAUAAUGAUAAUAAUAAUGUCGAGGGUGAAACUAAUGCAAACUUUUAUGAAAACUAUUUACCAAAUAAUAAUUUCCAAAUAAUUAAUAACAAUUAUGUUAUGUCAUAUGAUAUGAACGUUACAGAUGAAUAUUUAGAUGUUAAUAAAAAAUUCUCCGAUAAGCAUGAAAUAUUGAUACCUUUAGAAGGUUAUGAUAAAAAGAAAUAUAUAAUUGAGAAUAUCAAAAAAUUUAAUUAUAAUAUUAGCGAAAUGGAAAUGAAUUCCAUAUUGGAAAAUUUAGAUGACAAUACAUUAAUUGAUACAUUUAUUGAGAAUGUAAUAGAUAAAGAUGAAAUAGAAAAAAGUAAGUUGGAUGAUAAUGAUGUGACUGGAAAUUAUUCAAAUGAAUUGUAUCCAAAUAAAAUAUAUGUAGAUACUAUGUAUACUUAUGAUAAUUAUCCAAAUGAUAUAUAUGAAAAUGAAAUAUAUUCUAAUGAGAUGUAUAAAAAUGUUGUAUAUCAGAAUGAAUAUUAUCAUAAUAUUCUUGAGAAAAAUGGUAUUAAUAAUUUGGAUAUUGAUAUUAAUAUGGAUAUGGACAUGGACAUGGGCGUGGACAUGAACAUGGAUAUUGAUAUUAAUAUGGAUAUGAACAUGGAUAUGAAUAUGGAUAUUAAUAUGGAUAUAAACAUGGAUAUGAAUAAUGUAAAUAUGAAUAAUGUAAAUAUGAAUAAUGUUGAUAUGAAUAAUGUUGAUAUGAAUAAUGUUGAUAUGAAUAAUAUUGAUAUGAAUAAUAUUGAUAUGAAUAAUAUUGAUAUGAAUAAUAUUGAUAUGAAUAAUAUUGAUAUGAAUAAUAUUGAUAUGAAUAAUAUUGAUAUGAAUAAUAUUGAUAUGAAUAAUAUUGAUAUGAAUAAGGUUGAUAUUAAUAACGUCGAUAUUAAUAAUGUCGAUAUUAAUAAUGUCGAUAUUAACCAUAUUAAUCGUAAUAUAAACGACACAAAUGUUGAAAAUAUUAGUAAUAAUAAUAUGGAUAUUCAAAUUAGUGUUAAUAAUGUGGAUAAUAAAAAUGCUGAUAUGAAUUUAAAUCAUAUGGAAAAAAAAAUAAUCGAAAAUGAUAUAAACAAUAAUAUUAUAAUUAAUGAUAAUAUUAUUAAUAACAAUAAUAAUAUUAGUAGUAGUGAACAUAUGAACACAAAUUAUGAAAUGCUGGAAAAGAUGAGUGCUGUUGAAAAUAAUAGUUCAUUAAAUAAAACAUUAAGAGAUAAUAAUUUUAUGAAUUCAAAUAUACUUAAUUUUAAUAUAAAAAAUAAUACAAAUAAUAGUAAUCCUUUUAAUAUCUCAAAGGAUAUAAAUAUUUUGGAAAAACAUAAUUUAGAAAGGAAUAAUAAUAUUUUGGAAGAAACUAGUAGUAUAAAAAAUAUGACAAAUAAUGUAAUAUUGAAUUGUAAUAAAAAUAUAAUUGAUAAAAAUAUUAUUAGUAAUACCUUUGAUAAUGUUACAAGUGAAAACAUCUCAACAUUGCAAAAGAAUUAUUAUGAAAACGAAAAAAAUAACUUGAUAAAUAAUACUAUUAAUAAUGUAAACAAUAAUAUUAAUGAUGAUAAUAAAAAUAAAAACAUGCAAAAUUAUGUACCUGAAAUUGAUAACGGUUCCUCUUUAAUUAAUUCUCCUUAUUUUUCCAACCAGUAUGAAAAUGUUAUGACACAUAUGUACGUAGAUAAAUCAGUUAUGCAAAAUGAAAACUUUAACAACAUGGGAAAUAAUAAAUUUAGUAUCAUAAACAAAAUGAAUAAUGUAAUACAUGACAAACAAGUAUAUAAUAAUAAGAGUAAUGAUAAUAAUAAUAAUAGUAAUAAUAUUAAUAAUAAUAAUAAUAAUAUUAAUAAUAAUAUUAAUAAUAAUAGUAACAAUAAUAAUAACAAUAAUAAUACCAACAAUAAUAUCAACAAUAAUAUCAACAAUAAUAUCAACAAUAUCAAUAGCAAUAAUAAUACUGUUGUUGGUGAAUACAAUGAAAAAAAUUAUAAAGAUUUAUCAUUCGUUACAAAUAACAAUGAACAUCAUCAUGAUGGUUCAGUUAUUCCAAAUAAUUUUUGUAAUAAUUUUAGUAUGUAUGCAAAUAUGAUGAAUAUCCAAAAUGUUAAUGGUGGUACGAUAAAAGGUCAUAUAUCCACGACUUUUAAAACAAACUUAGAUCAUAUUGAUCCUAACAAAAAUGAAAUGAGUGUAUAUAACCAAGUAAAUGAAUAUGAUGUAAUUAAUGAAUAUGAUGAAAUGAAUGAAUAUAAUGAAAUGAAUGAUUAUAACGAAUUAAAUGAAUUACAUGAAAUUUUUGUUCGUUAUAAUUUCAAUUCUGAUAGUGAAGAAAAACCAUGUUUACAUGAACGUACAUGUAAAAUUAAUGAAUUUAUUACUGUAUGUACAAUAUGUCAUGAUUAUAUCAAUGAAAAUAUGGAAUGUAAACUAGUUUCAUGUAAUAAUAUUGAAAGUGAAGAAAAUUUAGGUCAUAAAUUAAAUGAGGAGGAUGAAGAACUAUUAGUACAUAAUAACAAUAUAAAUAAUUAUGAACAAAUAUUAGUUGAAAAGGAAAAAAUAGAAAAUAUUCAUUUUGAUGAAAAUAUUUAUGAAGCUAUUCCAAUGGAAAAUCUUAAAAACAACCUUGAUGAUAGUAUUCCAAAAAAUAAUAAUAUUGUUAAUACGAAUAACAGUAAUAAUGUUGCCUUAAAUUAUUCAAAUAAUGAAAAUAUUGUUAAUAGUAGUAGCAUAAAUAAUAAUAAUAAUGACAAUAAUAAUAAUAAUAAUAAUGGAGACCAUGAUUGUUUGAUCACAAAUAAUAUUUCUAUUUUAGAAGGAAAUGAAGGAGAUAUGAAUUAUAUAUAUAAUUCAUAUGAGGAAUUUUAUAUUAACAAUAAUACUAUGGAUGAUAUGAAAAAUAAUAAUAACUAUAUGAAUAAUCUCUUUUAUCAAGAACAUAAUAAUUAUUCGACAACUGCUGAUAAUUUUGCUUCUAACCAAACUCCUCUUAUAAAACAUCAGAAAUUUUAUUAUGCUGAAAAUAGUAAUAAUAAUUAUCUUAGUGAUUCUGCAAAUUAUGUAAAUGGACAAUCUUUCUCAAACAAUGAUGAAUUAUUUAAAAAUGAUUCUUUAUAUAGUGAUAAUAAUUCUCCUUUAAUUAGUAACAAUAACAAUAAUAAUAAUAGUAAUAAUAAUAAUAAUAAUAAUAAUAAUAAUAGUAGUGAUAAUAGUAAUAAUAAUAGUAAUAGUAGUAAUAACAGUAUUAGUAGUAAUGCUAACCCAACGAAUAAUGACUGUAAUGAUAAUUAUCAGGAAAAUUACGAUAACUUUAUUAAAUCAGAAUGUAAUAAUAAUUCUUGUUACAAUAUAGUACAAAUUUGA
Messenger RNA from Plasmodium falciparum 3D7, 10710 nucleotides. RefSeq lists its product as uncharacterized. The record is from RefSeq and is a predicted model, not a curated record. Lineage: Eukaryota; Apicomplexa; Aconoidasida; Haemosporida; Plasmodiidae.